Messenger RNA from Eriocheir sinensis (Chinese mitten crab), 2596 nucleotides. RefSeq names its product cyclin-H-like (gene CycH). Bases 209 to 1207 code for a protein of 332 amino acids. Gene Ontology annotation, cellular component: transcription factor TFIIK complex; nucleus. Gene Ontology annotation, molecular function: cyclin-dependent protein serine/threonine kinase regulator activity. Gene Ontology annotation, biological process: DNA-templated transcription; regulation of cyclin-dependent protein serine/threonine kinase activity; regulation of transcription by RNA polymerase II. The transcript has 8 exons. Lineage: Eukaryota; Metazoa; Arthropoda; Malacostraca; Decapoda; Varunidae. The record is from RefSeq and is a predicted model, not a curated record.
UUUAGUAACCGUAGAAAAUUACAUAUGUGGCCUUGGUCUGGAUCUGGGGUGCCCGGCUGUCAGUGUUGUUGUGGAGUGAAGAAGAGGAAGAGGAAGAUCCUGCUGCUCGUGCCCCGCGUGAGGAGGUGCGCCGCGGUGCUCCAAGUCUUCCUGGCGGUCUGCGUCAUACUGAAGUGAGGCACAGCACAACGCAGCACAGCCCGGCAGGAUGUACGGCAGCAGCACACAGUUCCGCAGUUGGACCUUCAAGGACGAGCACGAGCUGACCCGGCUCCGCAUCCAGGCCAAUGCAGACUUCAUUGAAAAGUUUGGGGCGGACAUGACACCUGAGGAGCGAGCACAGUUCUUCCUGACUGCAGAGGAGGAGCACCUGAUGGUCAGGUCGUACGAACACUCCCUGCGAGACUUCUGCAAAAAGUUCCGUGACCCUCGCGACUCCAGGAUCCGCAUGCUGCCCUCCGCCACCACCACCGCCCAGCACUACUUCAAGAGGUUCUACAUAUACAACUCGGUCAUGGACUACCACCCUAAGGAAAUAUUAGUGACGUGUGUGUACCUGGCGUGCAAGAUUGAGGAGUUCUACGUGACCAUCAACGACUUCGUCCACAACGUGCGUGGCGACAAGAAGAAGGCGACCGAGAUCAUCCUCAACAACGAGCUGCAGCUGACCCAGGAGCUUCAGUUCCACCUCAUCAUCCACCAGCCAUUCCGCCCCGUCGAGGGACUGCUCAUAGACAUCAAGACACGGUUCCCUCAGCUCCACGACCCCGAGAGGCUGCGGCCCUCCAUCGACGAGUUCCUGGAGAAAGUGAACCUGACUGAUGCCAUUCUGCUCUACGCUCCCGGCCAGAUCGCCCUGGCUGCUGUGACCACCGCCGUCAGCAGACUCGGCGAGAACCUGGACCACUACGUUACAGACAUCCUCUUCCCCCAGGAGCAGAAGCAACACCUUGCAGUGCUGAUCGAGGCCGUCAGAAAAAUCAAGAAGAUGGUUAAGAACACCGAGUCGCCUCUGUCCGAUGUGGCUCGCAAGGAGAUCGAGGCCAAGCUUGAGCGCUGCCGCAACCAACAGAACAACCCAAACUCCUCCCAAUACCGCGCCAACUACUCCGAGUGGGACGACGAGGACCUGCCCAUCGCCUCCUCGCCCUUCAGUGGAGACGUGUCCAUGGGUGUGGAGAGGAUACGGUCUCCGUCGGCUUACUGAGGAUGGAAGGCAAGCAGUAAUGGAGGGUUGGGACAGGGAGCUGCAGAUCCCUUGCUCAAAAGUGCUCCCCUGGUCAUGUCCUGAGGGUGUCGGAGUUGUCUGGUGAUACCUGCGCACCAUUCCAGUCUGUUAAAUUUGUACUCAAAUUAAUAUACGUGAAUUCAUAAAAAUGUUUAUCAUCCACACUUUACCACCAACUAAAUGAAUACUGUGGCACCACUUUGGUGCAGCCACCUGUGUUGUUCCAGAGUGAGGUGCCACAGCACACAUUGUCCUACCAGUGGCACCAAAAUUAAAAGACAGUGAAGCACCCUUUAUGAGUAAAAUAGUACAAAAGCAGCGAGCCUUGACACAUUUUUUUAUUUUCCUAGCAGUAUUAUGAGCUCCCUUGCUGCCUCUUAACUGCCUUUGCACAAAGGUUUUGUGGCAGAAGUUCUGUGAUCCCAAUGUAACACUGUAACACUGUUGUUCUGUGACUGGUUGGCUUUUUCUCAAACUUAGUAGCACAUGGGUCCACACUAUUAUGUAACACCGUAACACUGUUGUUCUGUGACUGGUUGGCUUAUUCUCACACUCAGUAGCAUGUGGGUCCACACCACACUAUCCUUGGCCAAAGGCUGGCUGGCCAUGGUGGAAGCAACAUUUACACAAAGAAUAUUACAGCAAGCAAAACAAACAUGAUUAAUGAGUCAUGCCUCAAGCAUUGUUUAUCAUCCUUUUUGUACUGCUCUUUGAGUGCACUGUGCAUCACCAUAGCAAGCAAGUGUUGAGCAUGGGAUGGGGUCAACCCAUGUGAGGUUAAGUGUGAGAAGUCAAUCAGCUGUGAGACAACAGUGCAGCUGUGUUGUGGCCGGGGGCACAAAACCUUCACCAAAAAACCUUUGAGGCGCUGAGAGGGAGCAAGUUGUGCACCACACAUGCUGAUGCUGACAACAUUAUGAAAAGCACCAAGGCUGAUUGAAUUUUGUAUUGCUUUACCAGUAAAAUGUUUAAUUUACUUUAAAUUCUUUGUUAUUAUGUUUCAAGGAGCUAAAGGAACAUAGCUGCUGCUGUGCAACAUACCUCACACCAAUAUUGUACAAUUUUUCAGCAACCUUUCCAUAAACCUGACUGCACACAACCUGAACAGACUGCAAGACUCACCAGGCAAGGAACUGACCUGAAGACUGAGCCGAGGCGUCAAAGUGAACCAUGUUGUCACCGUGACAGGCUGAUAACCAUUCUAUAUUUCCACAAGAGUCCAUUUUUAUUCCUUUGCUCAGUCUUCUAGAGUAGUUUUUAUCCUGACGUGAGUACUAACUGGAAUGGUGCGUACAAACAAGACAGUCCCUCACGGAGAACAGUGAAACGUGUCAUAAGUAUUAUAUGUUGAAUAAAGUUUAUAUCAAA